AUGAGCAUCACGCUCACCUCUUUAUCGGAGUCGCCGCCGUGCUACCUCCUGACGAUCGACUCGGCCAAGAUCCUCCUCGACUGUGGCAUCCACGACACGACUGCAGAAUUCCCUUCUUCUCGCAGUUCAACUUCAACCGAUCCCACUUCGACUUAUCUCGAGAGGUUGAGGGACCUCGCACCUUCGUUGAACCUCGUCAUCGUUACCCAUCCGCUCUUGACCAGUUUGGGUUUACUGCCUUGGUUGAAAGCCAAGUGUGGUCUACGAUGUCCCGUUUACGCGACCUUACCUACGAGGGAGAUGGGACGCUAUGCAGUGGAGGAAUGGGUUGUCGCGAGGAGUGAGGAGGAGGAGAAUGAGCGCUUUAGAGAGGGGGACGCUGCUUUGGACAAGGCGACGAUCAAACCCAAGGGCAAGGGGAAACGAACGAGGACGGAGGUAGAUGAUCAGGUCGUUAAAGCCGAAGGAGGAGAAGAAGUCACGAUGGACGGGAUGGAAGUGAAGGAGGAGGAUUUGAUGCAGCAGGUGUGGAAGUUGUCCGUUCACGAUGUCCGGCAGGCGUUCUUGACGGUCAAUGCGGUCAGGUGGACACAGCCUGUUCAUCUUUCAGGUCAGUCCGAGUCUUAUUCAUUGGGGUAUGGCAUGCUUACUGAUUAGACGCUUCUACAAAAUGUGCAGGCCCCUUGAAGGGGUACACCUUAGUCGCCCACCGAUCAGGUCACACCCUCGGAGGUUCCCUCUUUACAAUCCGACCUUCGCUCUCUUCCUCCCUGUCCCCAGCAAGCUCGGCCUCAUCGUUCCUUUACGCGCCUAUCUUCAACCACGUCAAAGAGCAUCAUCUCGACAGUUCGGCUCUGUUGAACGGAGCCAGGAUCGACGAGGCCAUGAGAAGGAUGGGUGUCGUUGUCGUUGGAGCCGAAAGGAGUUUAAUGGUCAAUGUCAAACGGAUGGACAAGGAAAAAACCUUCUUGGGUGCGUCACCGGGUCUUUGGGUAGGCUGAAACGAAAGAGCGCCAAGUCAUUCGAGACUUACUUGACCGUAUCACUUGCACAGAUUGCGUCACCACCACCAUGCGCAACAAUCAUUCGGUCCUUUUACCCGUCGAUGCCUCGGCACGCAUUCUCGAACUGCUCGUACUUUUGGAAACACAUUGGUCGUUUGAGAGUUUGGGGAGGCAGUUCCCUUUGUGUGUUGUUUCGAGAACGGCGAAGGAUGUGUUUGUUUUUACGAGGAGUUUAACGGAGUGGAUGGGAGGUCAGGUCGGGAGACAGGUGGGGGAUGAGAAGAUUCUCAAGUUCCCGUAAGGUCCCCCUUGCAUGUCAUCCGGCGAAGAUCGGUCAAAAGAGCAGCCCUGAUUGACCGAGUCCCUUUCUUUCUCCUCCCGCAGUAACGUCCGGAUUUACCCCUCCAUCGAAGCCCUCAACGCUGACAUCCCUCCCGAAGUCCCCAAGACGAUCCUGGUCACACCCCUCUCACUCUCGCACGGGUUCUCGCGCAAGCUCUUCGUCGACUUUGCCCAGGUCCCUGGAAACGUCGUCUUGUUGACUCAGACGAGUGACGAAGGGAGUUUGACGAGGUGGCUGUUUGGUCUUUGGGAUGAGGCACAGGCCGAGGGGGAGAAAUGGGGUGAGGGCAAAGUCGGUCGGGCGGUCAAGAUGGACAGGACUCUGGACCUCAAGGUGAGACUUGCUCUCGGAUCCAGUCCCCCAGUCGAACCCCAAUGACUGAAACCCAACACAAAAUUAUCACCGUAGAUGAAACGCAAAGUUUACCUCGAAGGCGAAGAACUCGAACGCCAUCUCGCUGCCGAACGUGAGGUUGAAGAACGUGAAGCGCGUCACCAAGCCGCUCUCGAUCGAUCUCGCCGGAUGUUGCAUACGCAAGGUGACAAUUCGGAUUCCGACUCGGACCUUGAUUCGGAGGUCGAAGACCCCGACGAAGCGAUCAAAGAAGAGGGCACGAUUGUCGUUCCUGCACCACGCAGAAGAACGGGUGGCUUCACGGGUGGUUUGGGUGCAUGGGACGAGUUCUUGGACGAAUCGAACCUCAGUGGUCGAGCGGCGACGUUCGAUAUUUACGUCAAGGGGGAGGCGGGAGUCAAGAGGGUUAUGGAUGGCUUGAAUCGGUAUCGCAUGUUCCCUGUUGUGGAGAGAAAGAGGAGGGUCGAUGCUUAUGGCGAGGCGAUUGAUAUCGAGGGCUGGUUGAAGAGGGGGAUCGAUGAGGAUCCCAUGACGAUGGGACUGGCCGUGGGGAACUCGAAUGCGGCGAAGCUGUUGGGUCAAGCGGCGGCGGCUUUGGGUGUUGGUGGAACGGGGGCGAGUAAGAAGAUCAAGAUGGAGGAGGAGAAGGUCAAGGAGAAGGAGGUGGAGAAACCGCACAAGUAUGUUGUCGACGAGGUGCAGGUGCGGAUCGUAUGCUCGAUUUUCGUGGUUGACUUCGAGGGCGCGAGUGAUGGGAGGGCUUUGAAGACCAUCUUGCCGCAGAUGAACCCGAGGAAAUUGGUGAGUGAUCUAGUAAGAAGUGUACUGUGUUUGACCUGGUGGCUCAUUACUUUUUUCAACUUUGGACAGGUCAUCGUCAACGGUUCCCAAGCCUCAAUCAACGAUCUUGCCGCGCACUGCCAAGCCGUCAACGCUUACUCUGAAGAGAUAUUCACCCCUUCUCUGAACGAAUCGAUCGUCGUCGGCCACGAAACCAAGAACUUCUCCAUCCGUUUGGGGGAUAGUAUCAUGGCUUCGUUGAGGUUGUCCAGAGUUGAGAGUUAUGAUGUGGCUUAUGUGUCGGGUGUGGUGAGGUUCGAUCCCGAGUCGGAUUUACCUGUUCUGGAGAAGGUAGGGGUGUUGGAGGGCGCGGGACAGUUGAGGAUUGAGGGGAACGCCGAGGCGGAGGUGACGGAAGAGGGAAUCAAGGUUGAACAAGGCGUCGAGGAGGAGGAGAAGGAGGGGGAGGAGCAAGACGAUAAGAUGGACGCCGAUUCGAUCACGCCCUCUACAAGCCUGAUCAAGACGCUUCCCCCUCUCCGUCCCUCACUCUUCAUCGGUGACCUACGUCUUACACUGCUCAAAGAACGGCUCGCAGCGCGCGGAAUUCCCUCCGAGUUCGCAGGUCAAGGCAUUCUUCUCUGUGGGCCUGCACCGCCUCAGUCGUUUGGGUAUAAGGGCGAGUUGAACUUGAGUGGUGGGAGAGUGGUGGUGAAGAAGAGUGGGAGGGGGAGGGUGAUGAUCGAGGGCACGCCGGGGGAGACUUAUCAUGUCGUUAGGGAGGUCGUGUAUAGCUUGCAUGCCCAGGCUGGGUAG
This is a messenger RNA of Microbotryum saponariae, 3297 nucleotides long. Lineage: Eukaryota; Fungi; Basidiomycota; Microbotryomycetes; Microbotryales; Microbotryaceae. The record is from the annotation of a GenBank genome assembly.